AUGUUAGUGUGUACUGUCUGUAACGACGAAACUUAUGAUAAUGAAGAUAUCAAAUAUAAAAAAUGUAAAAUAUUCUUACACUUUACAUAUGAUGGUUUUAGAGAAACGAACUUCAGGAAAACGAGUGCUGCAAAUAAAGAGAAAUGGUGCUGUGAAAAUUACAAAUAUUCUAUUUCUGAAUUAAGUAAUAAAAAUAAGCUCACUUUAGUAAAGGACUGUAGUAACUCGGAUAAAUUAUUAGUGGAUCUGAAAAACUGGUUUAACUUCAUGAGCGGGCAAUUUGAUGAUCACACUAUGCAACUACGAGGUAAAAUUAAAUCGAUUAAAUAUGUUAGAAAUGAGAAUAAGAAGUUAAAAGAACAAAAUCAAAAGUUGCAGAAUGAAAUGAGUGUAGUCAAUAAUAAAAUUAACUUUAUAGAGCAAAAAUUAAUUGAAAAUCAUAUUGAAACAGUCGGUAUUCUAGAACAAAAAAAUGAAGACUGUAUCAAAAUUUUAGAGGCGAUUUCAAAGACAUUAGGGGGACCUGUAUUUGUUGAAUAA
Messenger RNA from Cinara cedri, 540 nucleotides. The record is from the annotation of a GenBank genome assembly. Lineage: Eukaryota; Metazoa; Arthropoda; Insecta; Hemiptera; Aphididae.